Molecule: messenger RNA, 1618 nt
Organism: Sciurus carolinensis (gray squirrel)
Lineage: Eukaryota; Metazoa; Chordata; Mammalia; Rodentia; Sciuridae
Gene: Arrdc1
Product: arrestin domain containing 1
Exons: 8
Coding region: 55-1356 (433 amino acids)
Biological process (GO): protein transport
Cellular component (GO): cytoplasm
Molecular function (GO): ubiquitin protein ligase binding; ubiquitin-like ligase-substrate adaptor activity
Source: RefSeq, a predicted model, not a curated record
GUCUCGAAGCUGCGGCCCCGGCGGGCGUCAGUGCGCGGCGCGGGAGGCCGCGGCAUGGGGCGGGUGCAGCUCUUCGAGAUCCGCCUGAGCCACGGCCGCGUAGUCUACAGCCCCGGGGAGCCGCUGGCCGGCACUGUGCGCGUGCGUCUGGGGGCGCCGCUGCCCUUCCGAGCCAUCCGAGUGACCUGCCUGGGUUCCUGUGGGGUCUCCAACAAGGCUAAUGAUGCAGCAUGGGUGGUGGAGGAAAGCUACUUCAACAGCUCCCUGUCACUGGCUGACAAGGGGAGCCUGCCCGCUGGAGAGCACAGCUUCCCCUUCCAGUUUCUGCUUCCUGCCACAGCACCCACGUCCUUUGAGGGUCCUUUUGGCAGGAUUGUGCACCAGGUGAGGGCCACCAUCGACACUGCACGUUUCUCCAAGGAUCACAAGUGCAGCCUUGUGUUUUAUAUCUUGAGCCCUCUGAACCUGAACAGCAUCCCAGACAUUGAGCAACCCAAUGUGGCCUCUGCUACCAAGAAGUUCUCCUAUAAGUUGGUGAAGACAGGCAGUGUGGUCCUCACGGCCAGCACUGAUCUCCGAGGCUAUGUGGUGGGGCAGGUGCUACGGCUGCAGGCUGACAUAGAGAACCAGUCGGGCAAGGACACCAGCCCUGUGGUGGCCAGUCUGCUGCAGAAAGUGUCUUAUAAGGCCAAGCGCUGGAUCUACGACGUGCGGACCAUUGCAGAGGUCGAGGGUGCUGGUGUCAAGGCCUGGAGGCAUGCACAGUGGCAAGAGCAGAUCUUGGUGCCAGCCCUGCCACAGUCAGCCCUGCCGGGCUGCAGCCUUAUCCACAUUGACUACUAUCUGCAGGUCUCCAUGAAGGUGCCUGAAGCCACCGUGACCCUCCCCAUCUUUGUUGGCAAUAUUGCUGUGAACCAUGCUCCACUUAGCCCUGGGCCAGGUCUGGAGCCACCUGCUGGAACCUCACCCUCAGUGGUGCCCUCUGCACCACCCCAGGAGGAAGCCGAAGCUGUGGCUGGUAGCCCCCACUUCUCGGACCUGGUCUCCCUCUCCACCAAGAGCCACUCGCAGCAGCAGCCACCACCUGCUGCCUUGCAUUCUGUGCCUGUCGCCCCUGAGCCCGGUGCCCAGGAUGGCAGCCCUGCUACCCGCUCUCUGCACCCUCCCUUGUGCGUCUCUACAGGUGCCACUGUCCCCUACUUUGCAGAGGGUUUUGGGGGCCCAGUGCCCACCACCAGCGCCUUGAUUCUUCCCCCGGAGUACAGUUCGUGGGGCUACCCCUAUGACCUAGCUCUCUCCCCACAGAGGCCCCACCUUCUUAUGAGCAGAGUUGCAGUGGUGCAGACCUUGGCCUGACUCCCAGGAGCUGACCCUUGAGAGCUGACCUCAUGCUGCUUCCCCCGGUGGGCCUGGCCUCUGCCCUGGGAUGGGGCGCCCGGGGCCUCGUGCCUUAGCUCUCUGCCUGGCCUGGCUGCUCAGGACUCAUGCCUGUCCCCGGCCACCUCUUGGUGGGACCAUCCUUUCUCAGCUUCCCUGUUGUUAGCCCUCUUCUCCCUGAGGUUGGGAUGGGGGUGACUAGAGGCUGGAGAAACUCUGUAAAUAAAGUGUUAUAUUUGUA